Molecule: messenger RNA, 1632 nt
Organism: Daucus carota subsp. sativus
Lineage: Eukaryota; Viridiplantae; Streptophyta; Magnoliopsida; Apiales; Apiaceae
Exons: 5
Coding region: 170-1237 (355 amino acids)
Biological process (GO): regulation of DNA-templated transcription
Molecular function (GO): DNA-binding transcription factor activity
Source: RefSeq, a predicted model, not a curated record
AUGGAAGAAAGAGAAAAUAAGUUUUAUCAUCUGUAAACAAAUAAUAAUAACAUAUAAAUAACAACAUUUAUCCCACACUUCACAUUUCUUGAUUCACCGCCGAUGACCGUGAGCUGGGAUACCUUCCCUUCCAGACGGUUUCGCUGCCGGUGGUCAGACAUUUCACUGUAUGGAAGGUUCAAAUGGAGUGUCAAACUCAAGUAAUUUUUCAUACACAAACCUGAAACAAAUGUUGCAUCCCCCUAUAAGCCCCUUGCUAUGUAUUUCUCCUCCGCCAUCAGAGGGCAAAUAUAACGUGGAUGGACAAUAUAGCCAUCAACGCUGUUCCUCCGAGAGUGUGGCCAUUGAGGAGCAGCCCUCUUGGGUUGCUGACCUACUCGAUGAGCCAGAAAUGCAGCCCAAAACGCAUAGGCGUUCAGCUAGUGACUCUUCUGCAUUAUACUUCGAUGCAUCAACUGGGACAUCUGAUACAAUGCCACCAAAUAUGGCUGUUUUUAAUCCUUGGAUGAGCCCUCAAAAUGUGGUUCAUCGCGGGGAUCCAAUGCUUGCUUCGUUCAAUGCUAAUGCAAAUGGUAAUAGGGGACAACCUAGUAGAUUUAGUACUGAAGCACUCUUGAAUCAUAGCAUAUUUUCUGUUGGAGACGGAAUGAUGCUGCAAGGUCCGGGAGCCACUAGUGGUCCGCUAGCUGAUCAGGAACUGUCCUUGGCAGCAGAGGCGAAUGGACAAACUGAAUCUGGUGAAAGUAGUGAUCAGUCGCAGGCUAAGUCGAAAGCAGAAGCAAAACGCGCCAAACAGCAAUCAGCUCAUCGAUCACGGGUCAGGAAACUUCAAUACAUAGCUGAACUUGAAAGGCAUGUACAACUAUUUCAGACUGAAAGCUUAAAACUAGCAGGAGAAUAUGAGUUUCUUGAUCAACAGAAUCUUAUAUUAGGCAUGGAAAACAGAGCCUUGAGGCACCGUUUAGAAAGUCUAUCACAGGAGCAGCUACUUAGGAACAUGGAGCAUGAUAUGCUAGAGCGAGAGCUUAUCAGACUUCAGAUGUUAUAUCAAGUACAGAGGCAGCAACUGCAACAGCAAAGCCAGCUCUAUCCAAAGCAUCGACGGUCCAAGAGUAGAGAUUGUGGAAACAAAUCUUUAAAGAACAAGGAAGCUGCAGGUUCCAGCCACGUCUCGUUUGGAGAUGUUGAAUCCCACCUUGCUAGCCUGUCGUUAGCGCCAAAGGAAGCCAGUUCUUAGCUGUGCUUCAUUUGAUGCUUCAAUGUGCAUGCUUUUUGUCUUUUCUUUUCUUCACUUCACUUCACUGUUUUAUUGUAGUAGUACUACUGUAAUCGUAGAUGGAACAAAGGGCGAGAAGCCAACCUCAGCCCAAACCUCAGGGCUCAGACCCUGUAAGGCUGUAACGACAAUUUUACUGACCAAUCCCACCUCUGUCCCAACUGACCAAUCCCACCUCUGUCCCAACCUCAGAACCUGUAACGACGACAUUACUGACCUAUCGCAGAUGUAUCAUAAGAAACCAUGAUUCUGUUUGUUUGAUUUGGCAGGCAUCGAGUUGAAACUUAAAAUCAUGUCUCUGCCUUCCCUAAAUGGAAAACUUUGCAGUAUAUAUUUGUUGAUAUUGUGUUUUUAUG